AAUAAAAAAAAACACACACCACAUUCUCGAUAACUCAUUCAGUUACUUUCGCCAUGUCCUUCGUUCGUGUCGCCACCCGCUCUCUUGUAGCUGCUCCCAUUAAGGCUGCCAUGCGCCCUGCCCUUCCCGUCAUGGCCGUCCGCACCUUCAUCACACCUUCCAUGCCUGUCCAGAAGGAUGUCAUUCAGGACCUUUACCUUAAGGAAUUGAAGAACUACAAGCCUGCCCCCGUUACCAAGGGUUCUGAGGAAGGUCAAGUCAAGGACCUCAAGCUUCCCCCCACUCCUGCUGCCCCCGUUGUUGAGGAUCUUACCGAAGAGCUCGCUAACUACGACAAGGAGAUUGAAGAGCCCGUUGCUGAAGAAGCUGAGGAGGCUGCUCAUUAAAUGUGGAUAUAAUACUCGGUCGACCCCGGUAACAAGUGCAACAUUAGAAGUUACAAAUGGACGGUGCGCAUGUUUAAUAUAACCAAACACCAAUGUU
This is a messenger RNA of Umbelopsis ramanniana AG, 483 nucleotides long. RefSeq lists its product as uncharacterized. The record is from RefSeq and is a predicted model, not a curated record. NCBI's taxonomy places the organism in Eukaryota, Fungi, Mucoromycota, Umbelopsidomycetes, Umbelopsidales, Umbelopsidaceae. The transcript is spliced from 5 exons. Bases 54 to 386 code for a protein of 110 amino acids. Gene Ontology annotation, biological process: proton motive force-driven ATP synthesis.